Messenger RNA from Plasmodium fragile, 1431 nucleotides. RefSeq lists its product as uncharacterized. Bases 1 to 1431 code for a protein of 476 amino acids. NCBI's taxonomy places the organism in Eukaryota, Apicomplexa, Aconoidasida, Haemosporida, Plasmodiidae. The transcript has 3 exons. The record is from RefSeq and is a predicted model, not a curated record.
AUGGCCGCGACAUUACGGGACCUAUUGGUGCAUUAUACUACGAAAAGGGCAAUAAGGGCAGAUGAGCAAGAGGGCGAUACUGGGAAGGGAAGUUUCAGCGAAAUAUUCUGGGGAGACGUUAAAAUAGUAUAUGACGCGUUAUUGGAUGCAAUGGAGGAACACAGGCUAGAACUAGAGCCCUUGUGCGGACAGAUCGUGACGGAUGCGGGGAUGGAACAAAUACGCGUGGAGGAUUCAUCCUUAUGCAAGGACAUCAUGAAAGUUUACUAUUUUAUCCAAGGUAUUCCACCAGAGCACGGCACGAAUUCGGCUGCAAAUCCGCCUGAGGACCAGAUACACCCAUUCAUGAGGUGCAUGGUAGGAUACGUCACUUUAGCCAAACAAUUUGCACCGCUGUGUGACUUCAACACCUUAGUGCCCUAUGCACGCGCGGCCACAGCCGCUAUGAGGCCAACGUACCAAGUGUACACUAGUAAUAGUGCAUGCAACGGAUUGGAUUUCGAUACACUACAAAUAGGGCACAAAUUGGUAGGAAAGACAAUUCAGGCAUGGAUACACAAUGACAGUACUCGGUGGCACGAAAUCAUGGCCGAUUAUGUGCACGCCUCUUGUGCCGACCACACCACAAUUCAGGCAGGCACCAACAGCGGGCAGGAUACACACGAACAGCCAGACAGCAAGGGUGCACACGGGCCAAUUAGUCCGGACGAUUUAAAAAAGUUGGCCGCUAGUAAACAUGAAUUAUCCAAGGAGGACGCGACAGCAGUGUUGAACCAGAUACAGGGACUGACUGAUACGGAUAAUAUAAUGAAGAAGUUGAAAGAAGCAAUUGAAGAAGUGGAAUCGGAGACAAACAAAAAAGUGACGACAGCAGCAAGCACACCAUCCCCAGGUACACAUACAACAUCGUCAUCAUCCGGAUCAUCGACAACAUCAUCAACAUUUUCAUCGUCAUCACCAUCCGGGACGUCGGAGUCGGCGCCCGCCAAAUCCGCCACGGCGGCUACUGUGCCGGCUGGAACACCAGUACCACCAGCAGGCAAGACACCGCAAGCACCGGCAUCCCCAGUAUUACCAGCAACGCCACCACCACCUCCUCCUCCAUCAAGGACAUCAGAGGGUGAGGGGACAGCAUCAACGGACACAGCACCAGCGCAGCCAGCAGGGACAUCGACGGAUGCCACAGGUGAGGACGAGUGUAAGCACGCGAAGUCCAGUUCUGCAGCCUCUGGUGCAGAGACACAUGAAGGAUCCCGCGUUAGUGUCACGACAGUUCCCUAUUCCUAUCCCGGUCAACCGUCAUGUGCAACAGUUAACAACAUCAGGGAGCACGAGAGAGCUCCAUCUUCCACAGGUACCUGCGACAGUCCACAGAGCAGCAGCCGCAACGGCUCCUCCGGAGGUGUUGACAACGUGCUGGAUGCCUUAUGA